This is a messenger RNA of Clarias gariepinus (North African catfish), 1348 nucleotides long. It is a transcript of the gene tnfrsf18, whose product is annotated as tumor necrosis factor receptor superfamily, member 18. NCBI's taxonomy places the organism in Eukaryota, Metazoa, Chordata, Actinopteri, Siluriformes, Clariidae. The transcript is spliced from 6 exons. The record is from RefSeq and is a predicted model, not a curated record. Bases 17 to 679 code for a protein of 220 amino acids.
UCAGUAUGUUGCUGAAAUGGCCAGUGUGAAACUCUAUGUGGUACUGUUUGUGGCAGGCGCUGUCCUGUCCAUGUGCAUGGCUUUGGAGUGUACCUGGAAGACAGAAUAUGAAUACAAGGGGAGAUGUUGUAAAAUGUGCCUUUCAGGACAAUAUCCUGCAAAACACUGUACUCCUAAUAACAGUCUUACAACAGAAUGUAAGAAGUGCCCAGAAAAUAGUAAGCACUGCUUCUGUAAAAAUAUGCUGUGUGAAGAUAAUACAUGUUCAGAAUGUACAUCCAAACCAACGUGUACACAGGGACAACUAAGCAGACAGGGUUCAUAUAAAUUUAGUUAUAAUUGUGAACAAGCGUACACUGAUAAGGCUGACAAUUUGUCCAAGCUAAGAAACACGACUCCAGGGGUAAAUCUCAGGUGUACAGUCAAUCCUGAUAAAGGCUUGAGGACUUUUAAUGGCUUGGUGGUGGGUUUAGCCAUCACUGGUUUUAUUUGCCUGGCAAUGCUUGUUUACAUAUUCAUUCAAAUGAGCAGAGAACAGAAAAUGAAGAAAAAAUACUCUUCAACCUCAAAUUCCCUGAACGUGACAUCUGAUGAAUGUAUCUGCAAGUUGUCUAAAGAAGAAAUGGGAGAAGUUAAACCAUUAGGAUUUCAGCUACAUCAACAAAGAUGUGCAGUCUAAAUAGUGAACCAACAACUCUGAAGCUUUACAUGGGAACUCUGGAAAGCAAGUAAACAGAAGCAGAUGGUUGAAAGGUCUUUAAAGCAGACUUUUCACUUGUGGAUCUGCAAUAAGGAAUACAGUAGAACUUCUCAUCUUUUUAUAUUCCCUUGCAGUCUUCAACUAAUCUCUGAGGAGAAAGCUACUCUGACAUCAUCUCAGCACUGAUGCAAAACACCUUCAUCUCUCAAUUUUGUAUUUAUGCCAUAUUUAUUCAGUUUUUAUGCAAACCUGGUUACUUUCAAGUUAGUCGCAUAAGACGUUUGCAUCAUUUGAUUAUGGAAUAUGAUUGUUUUUUCGUGUGACUAUUGCUUGUAGCAUUAUUACAUUCUAGCACCUACCCUCAUUUUUUUUAUACAGCUGUCUUGCAUUUGUUUCUGGUUGGUGUUGAAUAGUUCAGUAAAUGUAUUUGAACAUUGAUUAGUGCUGUGGUGUUAGCACAGCUAUUUUAAAAUGACAUUUUAAAGACCUUUAGAAGGUCAUUAAGACUUCUACUACUUUUUUGUAAAUAUGACAUAAAAAAUUUUUAUUUAACCCAUUGUUCAAACGUUUGGUUAUGUUUGAUUGUUUCUGUGAUAUCAGCCACUGUGUUGGCUAUAAUGAAAACAAAGUAAUUGUAAUAAACACUUG